AUGUCUAUUUGGAUUUCUUUAAAACAAAAGUUUUAACAACUUAGAAUGAGAAAUUAGAUUUUCUUAAUUAAAAUUUUUGUGCUGCUUAUUAGUUUUUUCCUUAUUGGAUGUUGUUUUAUAGUUCAAAGAAACAUAAUGAUUGAAAUUUAUGAAGAUUCCUCAAAGAUUGUAUUACAAAAUUAAGAUAGAAAAUCUCUUGAACUUUUAUUACCAUAACUUAACUAUUAUAUUGUUUCAAAAUAACAAUCAAGUAUCAAUUUAUUAUUUAUUAUAUCAAGGAAUAUAGCUUUUAUCUAGUUUGUCCACUUUUUACAAAUAAGUUGAUAACUAUACAAUAUCAUCAAAUUUUAAAAAUUCUUUGGCAUGUUAACCUAUUGAUAAAAUAAGUUAUUUAUUUAAAAUCCCAUAACCUUGCUAUACUUGCUUUCUUUGUGAUGGAGGUAACAUCAUACCUAAACAAGUUUAAUAUCAAGAUCUAGAAAAAUUAGAAAGAAUGCUUACUGAAUUUAUAUUUUCUUUCAAUACUCUAUAAAAGAAUAGGAUAUUCUAUGUAGCAACAGGAAAUAUAUCAUUUGGAUAUAUGUAUCCUUAAAUAAUUUAUAAUUGGUCUUUUUAACCUGCAAAAGUUAAUUGGUAUACUAAUCAUAUGAAAUUAAGAGAGUAGAAUCCUAAUUAGAAGUAUUUCUUCUCUUUACUUUAUUUUUCUGGAACAGCACAAAUAUAUAAAUAGACAAUAACUUAUUCUUUAGAAAAUGGAAUAAAUAAUCAAUUAGAUGGAGUUGCUGGAACAGAUAUGGAUGCAGAAGACUGGAAUAUGAAAUCAAUUAAAGCUAAUACUUAUUUGCUUAAUUAAUAUGGAGAAAUUCUUUAUAGAAAUGUUGAUUUAAAUCUAACGGUAAAAGAACUCAACUUUAUAUAUGAUGAAAAUAAAACAGGUUUUAAUUAAACAGAUUGGAUAUAAAUUUAAAACCUAGCAAAAAGAGAUAAAUUUGUUUCAAAUUGUUAUAUGCAAGAAAUUAAGAUUCUAUGUAGAUAUAAUUCAAUAUAUAAUGAACCAAUUAAAAUAGUAGCCAAGAUAAUUCCUGGCAAUUUUACAUUAAUGAUGUAAAAAUAUUACUAUAUAUAUAUUUAGGUUUACUAAUUCAAGCUUUGAGGCUAAUUUAUAGAAAUCAUUUUUAAUUAUGGAACAACAUAUAUAUGAAUAACUAAAAUUUAGUUUUAAUACUCAGAUUUUAAUAUCUUUUGUGAUUAUUUCUAUUUCAAUGAUCAUAGUAAUACUAAUGUUUCUACCCAUACUUAAAGUUAUGUUAUUGGCCAAAUUAUAUAUAAAAAAAAUGGGUAAUAAUUUAAAUAAGGAAAUCUUUAAAAUAGCAUAAAAAGCAAUAAAAAGCAAAGGCUUAUUUAGUUAAUUGCAAAUAAAAAUAAUUAAUUUUGGAGAUAUUAUCUAAAAAAGUUAAUAAUCAAAAAGUGAGUUGUGUAAAACAUUUGAAGAAAUAUAAUACUAAUAAAAAUUCUAUUAUAGAGAAUAAAGUGAAUUUUUAUAAUAAAUUAAUCUUGAAACCUUAUAAGAUGAUACAAAAUAAAAUAUAUCUGAGAAAGCAAUCAUUUAAUUAGUAACUAGUUUAUUUUAAUAAACAAAUUAAAUUCAUCAUUCUUUAAAAUGA
Messenger RNA from Paramecium pentaurelia, 1664 nucleotides. NCBI's taxonomy places the organism in Eukaryota, Ciliophora, Oligohymenophorea, Peniculida, Parameciidae. The record is from the annotation of a GenBank genome assembly.